AAACACCAAAAAGCCUAUUAGCGAAUGCCAUCGUUCUCUAUUACCAUUCAUUGUCUUCUCCGCUUCGAAGCCAUUGUCAUCGAUCGGGUAUGUUCUCCCUCAGUUUGCAUUUGCUGUCGUUUACCAUUAAUGUUCUUCGUCAUUGUAGCUGAUCGUCCACAAAUUUGAAGCCAUCAUCGAGACAGGGUGCUGUAAUUGAACUUGAGGAGAUUACGAUUACCCACAUCCCUCUCUUCCACAUUGGGUGCUAUUUGAAAAUGAAGAGUUUUCGCAAAAGGGCAUCGCUGAAAAUGAAGAGUUGUUGCGAAAGGGCGUUGUUGAUUGUGAAAUUAAAAUUUUGGAAUUAAGAGGUUGUAAAAGCCUUGAGAAACUACAGCCAUGGCUUCACAGCUUUAAGUCUCUGAGAAAGCUAUAUAUUGAAUGCUGCCCAAAACUUAUUUCUUUGCCGGAUGCAGUGAUUUACAGCAGUUUGUGUCUUAAGGAGUUGAAAAUUUUUAGUUGUGAAUCUCUGAUUUCUAUUGGAAGACACCAGCUACCUCCAACUCUAGAAAGGCUAGAGAUAAGUCGUUGCCACAAGUUGCAGAGGCUGCUGGAUGUGGGAGAGGCUUGUUCAUCUUCUAGGGUUACAGAUGAGGGAAGUAUCAGCUGCAACACUAACUCUCCUAAUCUUCAGCAUUUGAAAAUUGGUGGCUGCCGCUCUCUUACAUUCUUAGGGGAGUUACCUGCUUCCCUCAAACAUCUGGUUAUCAACUAUUCCAUAUUUGACAGUGGAAGAGUAGGUGCAAUUUUAGAGUCAAUAAUUGAAAGGUUCGACAACAACACAUCUCUUGAAUCUAUUGAAAUUGGAUAUCUUCCUUAUCUUAAAUCCUUACCCGAGAACUUGCACAUGCUCACCAAUCUCCACCACAUUUCAAUAGUUCACUGUCCAAGUAUUGUUUCUUUCCCGCAAGGAGGGUUGCCUACAGUUCAUUUGAAAAGCCUUAGAGUUGAGGACUGCGAGAAACUCGAGGCCCUUCCUGAUAACAUGUACAAUCUCACAUCUCUUCAAGAAUUCACUAUAAAGAAAUGUCCAAGUGCUGCUUCUUUCCCUCAGGGAGGGUUGCCCACCGUCCAUCUGAAAAAACUUAUAGUUGAAUCCUGUGACAAACUUGCGGCCCUUCCUGAUAACAUUCACAAUCUCAUGUCUCUCCCAGAAUUGACUAUAAAGAAUUGCCCAGGCAUUGCAUCCUUUCCAGAAGAAGGCUUCCCCACCAACUUGACAUCACUUUGUAUUCAUAAGGUCGAGAUCUAUACCCCUCUGUUUAAUUGGGGUUUGCACAGGCUCACUUCUCUCCAGAACCUCAGUAUUGCAGGCAGAUGUCCUGGUGUGGUGUCCUUUCCACAGGAUGAGAUAGAUAUGAAGUUGCCUACCUCUCUUACCAGCCUUACCAUUGAAGGAUUGCAAGACCUGAUAUACCUUUCUAACAAAGGUUUCCGAAGCCUCACGUCACAUGAAUAUUUGAGGAUUGAGAGAUGCCCUAAGCUUGCCUACUUUCCAAAGAAUGGCCUGCCUCCCUCUCUUCUGCAAUUGCAUAUCCACCAGUGCCCUGUGCUUCAACAAAGGUGCCAGAAGGGUAAAGGGCAGCGCUGGCCAGAAUUAGCCUGCAUUCCAGAAGUGAUAUUCAAUUGUUAUAAAGUUUAGAUAGUGAUAAGGAAGGGGAAGAAUUAAGGUUUUAAAGCUUGUGCUGCUUAGUCCAGGUACUUCCUGACAGGCUGACAUGUAAAAAGUGGAACAGAAAAAUGUUUAACAAUUGUUUGCUUUCUCAACUUUCAAUUUAUAUUUCAAUAAUGCAAUAUAUGCAAUCAAAAUAACAUAGCUUCUGUAUCUGAUUUUAUCACUUGUGUUCAUAUUAAUUUGCAGAAAUAUUUUACAUGAUCCCGAAUAAUGGCCCUAAAGGGUGGAAAACAGGUUCAGGUCCAGAGCAAUUGAAGGACUGGCAAAAGGUUAAUUUUAUUUCUACACAGUUACUAAAGCUUUUGAGUUUUGCUUCUCCAAUCUCUAGGGCCAACAAGCUCAAGGCCUGACCAAAGAAAUUAAAAAUAACAAGUCAUCCUAGCAUCAUCUCUUCUCAUCAAGAUUACCCUAUGAUCGAUCAAAUACUAUAUCAGGACUCUGGUGAAUUUUAUAUAUUGCUGAAUUCAUAUGAAAUUUCCUGUCAUGCUUUGUUGCAUCAUUGCAAAAUGUAUUGUCAUAUUGGUCGCUUUUGCGGCGGAAGUUUACCUUUUUGCUUCCCUUAAACAAUCAAUGAUCACUGUCAAUGAAAGGAAAAUUUUCCU
Messenger RNA from Hevea brasiliensis (rubber tree), 2316 nucleotides. Its product is annotated as putative disease resistance protein At3g14460. NCBI's taxonomy places the organism in Eukaryota, Viridiplantae, Streptophyta, Magnoliopsida, Malpighiales, Euphorbiaceae. The record is from RefSeq and is a predicted model, not a curated record. Bases 887 to 1681 code for a protein of 264 amino acids. The transcript is spliced from 4 exons.